UCUAAAUCUUUCUCUAUUGAAGAAAAAUUACUUUGAUCUUUCUUUUUUAUGAAAAUUAUUUGUUUUUCUUUACAAACAAAAUAAAAGUUGCACAAAAAAAUAUUCGUAAUUAAAAGAAAAAGAAAUUUCAAAAAAACAAGAAAAACAUCAUAUUUUUUGACCUUAAAAAAUUUUGCAAAAUAUCUCUUUCGCUUUCGCUAUCUCCUGUUGACGCUUUUUAUAAUACCGUUGAGCCAAAGAAAACAACUAGAACCUUCUCCUCUUCCUGCUCAUCCUUUCUCAUCCUCUCCAUUUCCACAUUUUUUUUAUUUUUAUUUUUGCUAUAUAAUGUUUGCUUCUCUCUCUAGAAUCUGCAGGUUGAGAUCUGCAAUCAGAUGCUUCAAAUAUCUUUGAUUCCAGAUUUGGCGAUUUCAACUGGGUUGGCAAUAGAUUUUAGUGGGGUUUGCUCGUGAAAUUGGAAUUCUUAAUUUGGUUAGAGACCUGGGAUUGAGCAAGUUUGAUUCUUCUCUUUCGUGGUUGGUUCUUCUUUUUCGAGUCCAAGGAAUGUCGCUGUUGCUAAAAGGAGAUUCAAUCCAGAUUCGUGAGGUGUGGAAUAACAAUCUUGAAGAAGAAUUUGCUCUUCUCCGUGAAAUUGUUGAUGAUUAUCCAUACAUAGCUAUGGACACAGAAUUCCCGGGCAUUGUGUUGCGCUCUGUGGGCAAUUUUAAGAAUAGCAAUGACUAUCAUUAUCAAACCUUGAAGGAUAAUGUUGAUAUGUUGAAGUUAAUUCAAUUGGGUCUUACGCUUUCAGACGAGCAAGGGAAUUUACCCACAUUUGGUACUGAUAAGUAUUGCAUUUGGCAGUUCAAUUUUCGAGAAUUCAAUGUGAAUGAGGAUGUUUUUGCAAAUGAUUCAAUUGAACUUUUGCGCCAAAGUGGGAUUGAUUUUAAGAAGAAUAAUGAGAAGGGGAUUGAUGCAAAGAAAUUCGGUGAGCUCUUGAUGUCGUCAGGGAUUGUGUUGAAUGAUAGUGUGCACUGGGUGACUUUCCACAGUGGAUAUGAUUUUGGCUACUUGCUUAAGCUCUUGACAUGCCAGAAUUUGCCUGACACACAAGCUGGAUUCUUUAACUUGAUCAAUAUGUAUUUCCCAACCCUAUAUGAUAUCAAGCAUUUGAUGAAGUUCUGCAAUAGCCUUCACGGAGGAUUGAACAAACUUGCAGAGUUGUUGGAGGUGGAGAGAGUUGGGAUAUGCCAUCAAGCGGGUUCGGAUAGUUUGCUCACAGCUUGUUCAUUCAGGAAACUAAAGGAGAAUUUCUUUAGCGGCUCCUUGGAAAAAUAUGCUGGUGUGUUGUAUGGUUUAGGUGUUGAAAAUGGACAGAAUACUAAUUGAUGAUGAAAAAUUAAAAAAAAAAAUUAUGAUUAGAAAGAUGCUCAUUCAAUUGUAUGUGUGAUGGGCACCCACAAUGUAUGUACACUUUUGUCCUCUUAAGUUUUUUUGUUUAGUGAAUAUUUUCAUGUUUUUUAUUA
Hevea brasiliensis (rubber tree) is the source of this 1505-nucleotide messenger RNA. Its product is annotated as probable CCR4-associated factor 1 homolog 6. The record is from RefSeq and is a predicted model, not a curated record. Lineage: Eukaryota; Viridiplantae; Streptophyta; Magnoliopsida; Malpighiales; Euphorbiaceae. The transcript has 2 exons. Gene Ontology annotation, cellular component: CCR4-NOT core complex; CCR4-NOT complex; P-body. Bases 544 to 1368 code for a protein of 274 amino acids. Gene Ontology annotation, molecular function: nucleic acid binding; poly(A)-specific ribonuclease activity.